This is a messenger RNA of Parasteatoda tepidariorum (common house spider), 3449 nucleotides long. NCBI's taxonomy places the organism in Eukaryota, Metazoa, Arthropoda, Arachnida, Araneae, Theridiidae. The record is from RefSeq and is a predicted model, not a curated record.
UUUGCCCGAGACACCUGCGCCACCUAUAGUUUAUUUGAAUUGCGAAUUCCAGUGUUGCGGAAUUAAUUCUCACUCUUAAUUUUAUUAUAUGUAAAGAUUUGCGGAAACAAGACAAGUUUAUUAUAGGCCACAUCAUUGGCCACAAUCGAUCCAAAUAUUGCAACGCAUUGCCGAAAUAGCUUUCAUGUUAAAGCGGCUUAAAACGCUGGAGAUAAUGGAAGUCGAAGUUCUUAACUCGAAGAAUAAUAAAGUUUACGUUUUGGCUACAGAUAACGGGCUGCUUAUUUUCUUUUUGGUACUAAUAUUUCGGUUUAUCAAAUGUCAUGCCAAUUGAAUGAUUUUGAAUAAAUUGUAGUGAAGCAUUAGUUAAAAUGCAUUUGACUUAUUAUAUUCUUAAAUGAUUUGUUCAGCUCGGCUAAAAUCCUCCUUUGUCCUGCUUCAAACAACUUGUGUGUAUAUAGGUCGGGAUAUCGUUUCCUGUGUUUUAUUCAUGCAAUUUACUUGAUGAGUUCUUGAAAUGAAUGUAGAAGGUUUUAAGAGUGUACAGAUUUGUAAAUAAAGUGUUGCUACGUAAACAUGCUGUUUUUUUACUCGGAUAUAUAUUUUUGUGACAUUUACUAUUGGAUAGUAAAUAAAGCUACUUCAUGAACUAUAGACCAGUAAUUUGGAAGUUAUUUGGUUUCCAGUGCCCUGAAGUUUAAAAUGGAAGAAAAGACAAAUCUUAGUGAUGCAUCUGCUUCUUCCUCCAGUCCUGAUCCCUCUUCUUCCUCCAAAAUAACCGCUGUGGCACGUGUUCAGAGGAAUGUGGCUGAAAAACAAAGAAGGGAUAAACUGAAUGGUUAUAUAAGUGAGCUUGCAACAAUUGUCCCAAUAGUCUCGAAAGCAGCUAAACGCAUGGAUAAAACAAGUAUCUUGAGGUUGAGUGCUGCAUAUUUAAGAAUAUGUAAAAGUCCAUUAAGUGGAAGAAAAAGGUUAAAAUCUUUUAAAUGGUGUCCAUCUUUUUUAAACCCUGAUCAAGUUAGAGAUAUUCUUGAGUCUGUAGAUGGAUUUCUACUAGUUGCAGAGUCCAAUGGAAAAAUUCUAUUUACGUCUCGAAGUGUUGAGCGUUAUCUUGGUCAUCAAGAUAUUGACAUAGUGGGACACACAAUUUAUAUGUUUAUUCACCCAGAAGAUGUAGAAAUGGUUAAAUCUGAAUUAAAUAGUUUACUUUUUGCCUUUUCAGAAAAAGAUUGCACUAACAAAAUACCUCGAUGCUCUUUUUACUGUCGAAUGAAGGAGAAAAACCAACCUCGAUCAGAGGUUCAGACUUAUCAGUUUGUUCAUAUAAUGGGUGCUAUGACUCCAAUUGAAGAGGAAAGUGCUUCUGAAAAUUCUCCAAGAAAAGCCUCACCAACAUUUAAAGCCUUCAUCAGAGUUGUUGAUGCUGAUCCUUACAAUCAGCUGUCUCUUGAAGAAGCUAUUGCUGAUGAAUACAUUACACGGCACAGUUUAGAUGGAACAAUUAUUUUUGCUGAUCAUAGAUGGUACUUUCGUCUCAGGACUCUGUGACUCAUUCGACAGAGAUGCCAUACUGGGAUCAGAAGAAGCAAUCAGAUGAUCUGGAAUAUGCUUUCACAUUUGAUUUACGUAACGUUAUUAUAUCACCACCUGUUGUAACAGCUUGGUAAGAAACUGAACCUGUGCGAUUAAUCACCGUUGCUGGAAAGCACUUUGGACCUUGUUCCUUGCUCUGCACAAAAACUGGAUCGUUGACAGUUCUCAGUUUCCUCCUCAUCAGCAGUUCUGCAGGACUAGCGCCUAUUGUCAUGGAAGGAGUGCAUUGCUGUUGAAGAAGGAACUUUGCUAGACAUUCGUUUAAAGCCUGUUUAUCAAAAUUGAAAGUGGAGUUAUUUCGAGUUAACUGUGUAAGUGGAAGAGCGUUUUCAGCAAAAUUUUGUACAAAUCUUCUAUAAAACCCCAAUUAAUCCAAGAAAAGAUUUGACUUCCGUUUUAUUUUUUGGAAUUUUAAAACUAUCAAUAACUGAAAUAUUUGAGUCAUCGGGAUAAACUUUCCCAUCACUAAUUUGGAAACCCAAAUAUUUAAUUUUGGACAUUAAAAAUUUACAUUUAAUUUUAAAUUAUAUUGCCGCAGUCUACUAAAAGCAAGUUUAAGUUUUUCUAAGUGAUCAUGUAUGUUAUUUUUUGAAGCUAUUAUGUCAUCUAAAUAAACCGCAAUUUGGAGUGGCUAAAGGCCAGCUGAAACAAUUUGCAUUAGGCGUUGAAAAGAGUUUGGAAAAUUUUUUAGUCCAAACGGUACCCGAUUCCAUUAAUAAAGUACACUAUCGGUGACGUACGUGGGACUUGAAACUUUUGUUCACGCUAAUAUCCAGAGGUUGCUGGAUUUUUUGUUAAACCUCUUGGAAUAACGCUAAGUUCAGCACCGAUGUUUUUUUUUUAGCUUCCGCCUUUACACUGUCUUUUAUGUGUGCCCUCAUGGAAUCCAUAAUUAGUACUCCUUUGGAAUUGAAAAAGGCACCUUCUCUCUUCUUCCAAAUUUCUUGAAACUAAUAGAGCAUAAUGUCCUCGUUGCACCAACCCUUUUCAUCGCACCGUAUUACGACGCUUCGAGUAUUAAUUUUCCUUGGGAAUUGUUUUUUUCUUAAAGAUUAAGAGCGGCUUCAACUUUGUGCCGUCAGCACAGCAGGCGAGCUUUACUGUGAAAUGGUUCUUUUCUUGACCAGUUGUUAUUGAUACUGUUUUCACUCCACAAGUAUAGAUGAUGCGAUUCGGUGGACAAUCAAAUGUUAAUGGAACUUCGUCCAUAUUUAUAAUAUUUUUUAGGGAAUACUUCCCUUCUGCAAUAACUUUCCUUGUAAGCUGAAGGAAAGAAGCUUUUAUUUCAUCUACGUCGUCCAGAACAGCCUGACACAUUGUUGUUCUGCUUCGAACUCUCAAGUUUUUACGACGCAUGAAGCGGUAAACCCAAUUUAUUCCUCCCUUGAAAUCCGUUAUCUGCAUCUGUUCUGUCAUGGACUUCGCUCGGAGACGGAUUUUAACUGUUGAAAUGGAGUGUCCGGAAUUUCUUUGGUCGAGAACCCAUCUCAGUAAAUUUUCCUCUAAAGUUUGGCCAUUUUGCGUUUCCGUGCCGAUUGGAUAGCUUUCUGCCCAUGCUUUUUAACUCAUCCUUUUGUUUGCGCCAAUUUCUCACCGCUUUCUCGUCCACUUCAAAAUAACGGCCCACUUCUCUAUUUCUUUCUUUUUCAGCUUUCACAACUACCUUGGGUUUAAACUCAGCAGUAAAACUCCGACAAUGUUUCACAAACGUAAUGUUGGAUCAAUGUUAUCGAAGAUGAAAGACAAAAUACGAAAACAAAAUACUGUGCAACUUGCUUUCCUCGUGAUAAGUGGUAAUGAAAUACGACCUUCGACCCCACUCACUCGGUGUUGUCAAACCACGUGAUUUAGCAAAU